Messenger RNA from Orcinus orca (killer whale), 5931 nucleotides. It is a transcript of the gene TNFRSF19, whose product is annotated as TNF receptor superfamily member 19. Gene Ontology annotation, molecular function: signaling receptor activity; protein binding. Bases 1375 to 2907 code for a protein of 510 amino acids. NCBI's taxonomy places the organism in Eukaryota, Metazoa, Chordata, Mammalia, Artiodactyla, Delphinidae. The transcript is spliced from 10 exons. Gene Ontology annotation, cellular component: plasma membrane. The record is from RefSeq and is a predicted model, not a curated record. Gene Ontology annotation, biological process: positive regulation of JNK cascade; positive regulation of canonical NF-kappaB signal transduction.
AAACGAGGAGGAAGGGGUGAGUGUGUGAGACCUUAACAGAGAAGCAGCAGUAAGUCAGCUUAACCACGGUGGCCGGAGGAUGCCCUGUGUGCCGGGCUCUGGGCUAUGAAGAAAAUAAGCUGUGCCCUCGGGAAGGUGAGGUCUAAUUAGACAAAUAGGUCACUUCCAUCUAAGGGCGAGCUUGUUAGGGAACCUUGGGCUGUGAUGUGGUCCCAGAUCACAGCUGACAGGUAGGCUGGGGACAGGCACACUCGCCUUGACGUUCAGGUAGGACAGUGCGUAUCAUUUGUAAAUGGUUAAAAAUAAGUCGUGAUUGCGGUUUCUGUUCCGGCCAUGACAGCCUUGAGGCUGACACUUGGAAGGAUAUUUUUAAUGUAAUUUUUACAAGUACCUAGUAGCGCAUUCCCCGUUCUCAGUGCGGGGUCAUGAGACGGGCGGAUUGGUUACCAACUGUGACAACUUAUUCAUUCUCUCAACAAACAUUUAUUGACCGCUACCAUGGGCCUUGCGGUAUAGAAAGGAAACAUGGGAUUUGGUUCCAUUCAAAGAGACGUGCAGGUGUGCCGGGGAAAUCAGAACCAACACAGGAAGUGGUGGGCGCUCCUGCACCAAUGCGGUGCGUGCGCAGUCUCUUGGGUUGGGGGGAAGUUUGUCCACUUACUUACUGGACGGAUGAACGACAAUUGCUUACAUUUCUACAGCAUAGUAGUGCGGAAAACCUAUUUGUUCUGUACAUGGUUCUUUUACUCCUUCCACUAAAUCUGUAGAGCGGGCACCAUUAGCCUUGCUUCGUAAGCGCGCAAAGUGGAGAAGUCUCGACACCGUCCUCGAGCCGCGUGUGGAUGCACGAAGCCCGGACCUGCGCGGCCCACGAUCCCCGGGGGCCUGGGCCGGACCGGGCUGUGCCCGCGCCGAGGCGGUGGACGCACCCUGACCUCUGGAGGCCAGUGUCCGGCGAGCGAAAUGGGGAGGACCCGCCGGGAAAAGCAUCUGCGAAUGACGAGGCGGCUGAUGGUCUGGGUCCUGGUGAUUCGCACUCGCCGCGCACACGUGUCACAUCGUUUCCCGGGCCUUUCCUGGCGCAGAGGCGGGCGCGGGGUAGAAGGUCACCGGCAGCGCAGAGGCACAAAGGCCUGGAAACAGGUCCAGGUGGACGCGAAGGCGUCCCCCUAGCCGCAGGCAGGUCCCCGACACAGCCCCGCUCUCCGUGGUCUUGGUGAGCCCCCUCCUUCCUACCCAGGUCCGCCAGCGGGAUGCAGUCAGCAGCUCCCGCAGCCCGGGGGCCACCAGCGGCUGGACCGCGGCCUGGGGCACCCGGGGGACUGCGGGGACGCAGCCCGGAGCCCAGAGGGUGGGUGGUGGGCGGUGGUUCCGAUGUGGGCGGGGCUCCAGGUGGGCGGGGCCGGAGGCGGUGGCCGUUGCCGGGCUACGGGGCAGCGCGGACCCGCGGCGCCUGGACGUGCCGGGUGUGCGCGCGCGGAGGGGACCCCGGCCCAGCUCCGCACCGAGUGCCGCGCGCUCAGCACGGUUCAGCGCGUACCGGAGCGUGAGAUCGCCGCCGAGACCUGCGGAGCAGCCUCCAGGCACCCGGGAAGAGCUCUUCAACCAGAAAUACAUUUAACGAGAGCAAUGGCUUUCAAAGUGCUACUAGAACAACAGAAAGCAUUUUUCACGGUUGUAGUUUUACUAGCCUGUUUGGCACGUAGAGUGAUCUGUGAAACAGGAGACUGUGGACAACAGGAAUUCAGGAAUCAGUCAGGAAAUUGUGUUCUCUGCAAGCAGUGUGGGCCAGGCAUGGAGUUGUCCAAGGAAUGUGGCUUUGGCUACGGGGAGGAUGCCCAGUGUGUGAGGUGCUGGCCGCACAGGUUCAAGGAGGACUGGGGCUUUCAGAAGUGCAAGCCGUGCCUGGACUGCGCCCUGCUGAGCCGCCUCCAGAAGGCCAACUGCUCUGCCACCCGCGACGCCAUCUGUGGGGACUGCCUGCCCGGAUUUUACAGGAAGACCAAACUUGUUGGUUUUCAAGACAUGGAGUGUGUGCCUUGCGGAGACCCGCCGCCCCCCUACGAGCCACACUGUACCAGCAAGGUCAACCUGGUGAGGAUCCCGUCCACGGCCUCCAGCCCACGGGACACGGCCCUGGCUGCCGUGAUCUGCAGCGCCCUGGCCACCGUCCUGCUGGCCCUGCUCAUCCUCUGUGUCAUAUACUGUAAGCGGCAGUUUAUGGAGAAGAAACCCAGCUGGUCCCUGAGGGCACAGGACCUGCAGUACAACGGUUCUGAACUGUCCUGUUUCGACAGACCUCGGCUCAGCGGCCCUGCGCCCCACGCCUGUUGUCAGUGCCACCGGGACUCGGCCCAGACCUGCGGGCCCGUGCAUCUCAUCCCAUCCCCGUGCUGUGACGGGGCCUGCAGCGUCGGCCGGGAGACUCCUGCUUGUAGGGUGCACUCCAAGGCCAUUCUUCAGGACAGAAACACAGGCCCAGCGGGGGAAGCAGUGCCGACUUUCUUUGGGUCCCUUUCGAGGUCCGUCUGUGGCGAGUUUUCGGACGCCUGGCCGCUGAUGCAAAAUCCCAGCUGUGGUGACGACAUCUCUUCUUGCGCUUCUUAUCCUGAGCUCCCUGGAGAAGACGUUCACUCUCUCAAUCCAGAGAGUGCAAGUUCAGCAUCCUUGGACUCAAACAGUAGUCGGGGUCUGGUGGGCGGAGCAGUUCCAAUUCAAGCUCACCCUGAAAGCUUUACAGAAACUACUGAUUUAUCGAGACUCAACAACUCAGUGCCAGAACCAGCGCUAACUCAGGACGCGCUCACUGCCAGAAAUCAGCUGGCUCAGGAGAGAGGAGAUGUCCAUCACCUGGCCACUCAGCCGUCACCCCAGGAGGCCGAAAGGACUUGCUUCUUUCUGCAGUGAAGUGUCGUAUGGAGCCCAAAGGGCAGCCACUCCUCUGCUUAUGGACUCAGCACCGUCUGGACCUCGCAUGGCUUCUGGGGGAAGAAAGUAAAUCUGAACCACACUGAUGGCAUUUUAAGCCUUUCAACCGGUUGCUUCUGAUCAGACCAGCUGCAAGCUGAGACCUCAAGGAAUACACUCCAAGCACUUCUGAGACUUUGCAUCUUUCCUACACAAGAAGCUUCUACGCUACAGGCUGACUUCAGAGACUGACGGGCCAAGUUUGCAGCCACCGAGCUUAGGGGUAUAACGAGAAACAGAAAUGCAUUCAUGCUUCUUUUCACGGUGGAGGUGGUUUGCCAAGAUUGAAGACCCAGAGUAAAAAUUUUCAUUUACAUUUUCUUUCCAGAAAUAAUUUCAUAUAUCCUACUAAAAGUCGGCGUCAGAUGAGUUACCUUAGUUCUUAGGUAGCAUGGGUUCAAAAGGGAGUGUUUUUAUUUCCUGAAGGUCACCUUUUCAUCUUCUAAAUAAUUAGCAUAGGAGGUUAGAAUUGACUUCACAUGGCCUGCCUGAGUCUUGGGUUUAUUAGAUGAUGUUAACUGUCCUAACUGGGAAUCAGAAGAGACCAAAUCGUGCAGAAUUGAGGCUUCUCGCCUCAGCCACUGUCUUGUGAACAGCGGCCGAAUUAGUUAACAAGAGGGGCCUGAGUUAGGACAUGUGUUUGGGAAAGGACUGCCCAUCCCUCUGAGUUAAAAACCCCUUAGCAUGCGCAUCCUAGAUUAGCAGAUUUAUGUGAAAAUCCAUUGAUAUGGAAGCAUUUGUUACUUCUGUCCCUGGGACUGAGCUUAAAAGAUCCAGAAUUUCUCUUUUAUAGAGAAUCGGUAUUUAUAAUGAUCUUUUAUUUGCAUCGUAUUUUAUACUAAAGGCUUUAGAAAUGACGACAUAUCAGGUUUCCCUGCUACUGAAGCAUGACACCAGGUGAGUAGUCUUAGGAGACUCUGCAUAUUAGGACCAGAAGAAAAAGCACAGCUUGUAGGCAGCGUUUAGGUGAAUGGAUUAUAACUGCCAUACGGGGCUCCCACCAAUCUCCUAAGCUGCUUCAGCACAGUAAUUCCCACCGUAGCCCAACGGCGCUGGAUUUAAGAGUCUGGUGCUUCUGUGAAGGCGCUCCAUCCCCUACCACCUUGGUAUCUACCGGCUAGAAUUAGCUCUAGAGCUGAGACAGAAAUAACCCUGCUCAGUCAUGAACCAGGGGAUGGCUCGUUGGCUCGCCUCUGCGCCCUGGAGAGGAAUUAUUUGAGCAGAAUUUAUUUUUUUCCUGCUUGAACGUAUGUGAUCAGCUCUGGCUGUUGUCUUUUAAGUGAUUACUAUUAGCUCUGUCCCAUUUGCACUUAAAAAAGAAAUAGACCUUUGAACAUCCCUGUGUUAGAGAAUGCUGAGAUAUUUUGUUUCCAAAUCAGUCUUCUACCUGACAUUUAAAGUGAGCAUUAGAGGGUAUUCCUGGGCAGUCCAGUGGUUAGGAUUCAGCACUUUCACUGCCGAGGGCCUGGGUUCAAUCCCUGGUCGGGGAAUUAAGAUCCCGCAAUAGAAAUCUGCCUUUUCCAAGGACAUUUUUAUCUUCCCUCUUAUUGCCCCGUGCUUUGCUCUCUUGCAGUAGUGAGCUCUCACGAGGCCUUUUCCUCGUGCUGGGACUGUCCCUCCAUCUGCAGCUCAGGAUCCCUGUGCGGACAUGAGCUCACAGUAUGUCGUGCACGUGACCUCCGUUCCUUUGACUGAAAUGGGAAAUUAGAGGGUCUCAUGGUAAGGCACAGCCUUUCCUGUCUACCUGGUGUCCAGUCAUAGUUGAUUGACUUUCUUUUUUCUCUUCCUUUUUUAGCCUAAACCAAUGGUUCCUAAGCUCUGGUACUCACCAACUCUUCUGAGACUUGCCCUUAGGAAAUAUAUGUAAGGUAUUUAGGACCUGAUCACAAGAGGUCCACGAAAAUGCAAGUUUCACUGUAAGUCACAUGUGUGCCGUUCGUAGUUUGUAAUCUGAUCACUUUUGUGGUGACAGAGGGGUGAUCCAAGUAGGCCAGGGCUGUGCUCCUUUUUGUAACCUGAGUAUAUUUUCCACAUGCAGAGCCCUCUUUAACUUCAAAGGCAAAAACCCUUGCAGGAGAAAGCUGAGAUUGAUGGGAAUGAGACUUUGGCCACAAAUCCUGAAACAUCACUUUUGAUCAAUAGAGAAACACUUAGGGUUAAAAAAUUGAUCUCAUUGGAUUCUGCAUUUGAAAAAUCCUGGAUUAUUUUGUUGUGGACCAUUUUUAAAGUCUUUAUUGAACUUGUUACAAUAUUGCUUCUGUUUUAUGUUUUGGGUUUUUUUUGACCCCAAGGCAUGUGGGAUCUUAGCUCCCUGACCAGGGAUCGAACCCACACCUCCUGAAUUGUAAGGCGAAGUCGUAACCACUGGAGUGCCAGGGAAGUCCCGAUCCUGGGUUAUUUUUAUCCAGAGGAAGACAGUUUACUACCAUGUGCUAUGGAAGCAUACAAUGAUGUUAUAGUCUGCACUCUUUGUCAAUGCUGUAGAGGACAAUCCAGUUGGCAUUUCAUGUCAAUAUCCUGCAGAACUCAGCUGCUAGGGUGCUGAUGCCAGGAACUGCCAUCAGCUAAUAACAGGGCUGGGAGUGCGGGUGCUUGAGACUUCCGGCACUGCAGACGCUCACUGACAAGGAUGAGAUCAGGGUUGGAGAACAAGCACAUAAAGGCGUGGGGUUUUCUAAUCUUGUAUGUAUGGAAUGUAUUUUUCAAAUGUAGAUUUUUCUACUUUAGAUAAAGUGUUAAUGUUGCCAUUACCUAGGUUAAGCACUAUUGUCUGUGCUAGUAAAAAAAAAAAUAGAAAAGGAAAAACUAUCCAUCAUUGCUUUAAGGCAGUCAGCUUGCAUCAGUUUAGACCCCAUCAUGACUGUUUUGCAUACUGGAAUUGAUACAUUUGUAAAUGUUGGUUUUCUUACAUAACUAGUUUUGUAAGACCUUUUUUUUAUUUGUGAAUAAAAUUGUUACCUGGUA